AUGCCACCACUCCCAGCGGCCCGCAGCACCCUGCUGCGCCUCUGCCCACGGCAACAUGUCCCAUCCACCAUCACCCCCUCAAUCCUCGCUGCCACCCAACAACGGCGCUGCAAAGCCGACAUCGUCGAACGUCACUCGGGGGAAUACGAACGAACACCGCGCUUCGAGUCGCCGUUCAAAAACCGCGACGAGAAUCCUACAACGAAGAUACCGAGUUUUGCCAAUUAUAUGAGCAAGAAGGGCGAGACGUCGAAUAAGACGUUUCAAUAUUUUAUGGUUGGAGGAAUGGGGCUGUUGGCGGCGGCGGGGGCAAAGGCUACGGUGCAAGACUUCCUAGUCAACAUGUCCGCCUCCGCCGACGUGCUCGCGCAAGCCAAGGUCGAGAUCGACUUGGCCGCCAUACCUGAGGGCAAGAACGUAAUCAUCAAAUGGCGCGGCAAGCCCGUCUUCAUCCGCCACCGCACGGCCGACGAAAUCAAAGCAGCCGAAGACACAAAGUGGGAAUCGCUACGAGACCCGCAACCGGACUCCGACCGCGUCAAGAAGCCCGAAUGGCUCAUAAUGCUGGGCGUAUGCACGCACCUCGGCUGCGUCCCCAUUGGCGAAUCCGGCGACUUCGGCGGCUGGUUCUGCCCCUGCCACGGCUCGCACUACGACAUCUCCGGGCGGGCGCGCAAGGGCCCCGCGCCGCUGAACCUGGCCGUGCCCGAGUACGACUUCUCGGAGGACGAGAAGGUGGUGAUCGGAUGA
Molecule: messenger RNA, 750 nt
Organism: Letharia columbiana
Lineage: Eukaryota; Fungi; Ascomycota; Lecanoromycetes; Lecanorales; Parmeliaceae
Exons: 4
Coding region: 1-750 (249 amino acids)
Biological process (GO): mitochondrial electron transport, ubiquinol to cytochrome c
Cellular component (GO): membrane
Molecular function (GO): 2 iron, 2 sulfur cluster binding; quinol-cytochrome-c reductase activity
Source: RefSeq, a predicted model, not a curated record